This is a messenger RNA of Mycena indigotica, 480 nucleotides long. RefSeq lists its product as uncharacterized. The transcript is spliced from 5 exons. Lineage: Eukaryota; Fungi; Basidiomycota; Agaricomycetes; Agaricales; Mycenaceae. The coding region runs from base 19 to 480 and encodes 153 amino acids. The record is from RefSeq and is a predicted model, not a curated record. Gene Ontology annotation, biological process: RNA splicing. Gene Ontology annotation, cellular component: nucleus; exon-exon junction complex.
CUAUUUGCUCCAACCUCCAUGUCCGCCGACAACGAUCCAUUCUAUCUGCGAUACUACACCGGUCACUCUGGCAAGCAUGGCCACGAGUUCCUUGAAUUCGAAUAUUCGCAUGGUCGUCUGCGCUAUGCCAAUAACUCGAAUUAUCGUAACGAUAGUUUGAUACGCAAAGAGAUGUGGGUGGGACCAUUGGUGGUCAAGGAACUUAAGCGCAUCGUGGAGGCCAGCGAGAUUGUCAAGGAGGACGACUCUAAUUGGCCAAAAAAGAAUAUUGUCGGCAAGCAGGAACUAGAGAUCCGCGUCGGGAACGACCACAUUGCUUUCGAGACCGCGAAAAUUGGUUCGCUCGUCGAUAUUCAGGAUAGCGAAGACCCAGAAGGCCUUCGCGUGUUCUACUAUCUCGUCCAGGAUCUCAAGGUUGUGGUUACUCAACUGUCUGUCACUGGCCUUAUGCUGUUUACUAGUGCCUCAUUUUCUCCUUGA